UGCAUUUGACACCCAGACACCUGAACAUCCGGACACCCAUACACCCAUACACCCAUACACCCAGACAUCUCUGGCGGAACAAAAGGGUCGGCCCCUCCGGUAGGCGAAACACUAGUGGUUGAAUGAAAACACCUUCUCUUAACUAUGGGGCUGGGUGCCCGUACGACACAUUCCCCAGCUCUCAAGUUUCAGCGAGUGUUCUUAACUCCACGGUUAAAUCAUGCGGCAGUGUGAUCAGCUCAUCCUGUAGUUUAUCCCCUUCCACCGUUAUUGCUUUGUCUCGUUCAAAUUCAACCCAGGGAACAUCAGAGGACUCUGCCUGUGUGUUCUUUCCCUCGUUGUUGUCCCUCGUUGUUCCUCUGGCCAAAAAGGCUCAAAAACCCAAAAUCACACGGCGGUGCGUGCAUUCAAGACAGGCUUUGUUCACCGUUUCAGCCGGACGGAACACAUUAGCCGGACGGUGGGCGUACUUUCUCCCUGGUGCUCGCUGCUCAGCGUGUGUGUGUGUGUGUGUGUGUGCACUUGGCCUGAAAGGAGACCCACAAGAAAAGGGCUCAGGAUGUGUGUGGUGGGAACGAAGAUCUCAGUACACCAGGGGCAGGAGCGUUCAAGCGCAAGCCAUUCGUAAUACACAACCAGGCACAUACAAGCUGGGGCCCUCACUGAUUGGAUCUUGAUACCACAAGCGCACACUGCAAGCCGGGGAGAACAGCAACAGCGUACACACAGAGCUUCGACUGCUCAUUAUUACCUCAGCGAAAUACGUCUUUUUCUUGAUUCCGUUGCUCGGUAAUUUCAAGCGUUGAACAAAGCGGUGAGGAAAAAAACAACAAACAGGCCAACGUCCUUUUGCAUAAAAUGCCGCUAUGUACUGCAAGAUCGUACCAAAAAAAUUCACUAACAACGAGACAAAAGUGUGCUUCCGGGAAACAACACCAAGCGCACAGGAAGGGGACCAAUCGAUUGGAGCAAUGAGAAGAUCUGACGGGAUGGUUUGAGAUUUGAGAUUUUUUUUGUCUUUUUGUCUGCUGCUGGUAUGCACAAGUUAUGGUCUCUGAUGCAGAGCAGUGGAUGGGAGUGGAAUUCUGUAUGGCUGCUGGUUGUUGGU
Williopsis jadinii is the source of this 1108-nucleotide messenger RNA. RefSeq lists its product as uncharacterized. The record is from RefSeq and is a predicted model, not a curated record. The transcript has a single exon. Lineage: Eukaryota; Fungi; Ascomycota; Saccharomycetes; Phaffomycetales; Wickerhamomycetaceae. The coding region runs from base 123 to 677 and encodes 184 amino acids.